Messenger RNA from Sinocyclocheilus rhinocerous, 1680 nucleotides. Its product is annotated as phosphatidylinositol 3-kinase regulatory subunit gamma-like. Gene Ontology annotation, molecular function: 1-phosphatidylinositol-3-kinase regulator activity. Gene Ontology annotation, biological process: phosphatidylinositol phosphate biosynthetic process; insulin receptor signaling pathway. Bases 291 to 1340 code for a protein of 349 amino acids. The record is from RefSeq and is a predicted model, not a curated record. The transcript is spliced from 8 exons. Gene Ontology annotation, cellular component: phosphatidylinositol 3-kinase complex. NCBI's taxonomy places the organism in Eukaryota, Metazoa, Chordata, Actinopteri, Cypriniformes, Cyprinidae.
AUCAGUACAUGCUGUAAUGAACGUACUGAUCAUGUAUGUUAUUCUGGCACACGAUUAUAAGCUUUAUUGCUAAGUUUUAUUUUAAUGACUGGCUGCCAAAUUAUAACUGGCCACUUGGAUUAACAAAAAAAACGGGAAUUUUCGGAUUUUUUAACAUUGUUGUGCCGUUUUUACUUCGUUAUCUUAGAUAUAACAACCUGACAGUCGUUUACAGUUAUUUAACGUUACGAUUUACAGUGUUCAAAAGGGCUUAAUUCACUUCUGCAACACGAUCCAUUGUUGAAGAAAGGAUGUCAUCGUCUGCAGAACCGUUUUCCUACAUCGAAAUGAGUCGAGUCAGCGCAGCUGGCACUGUCAUCAGUAGCGACGAACAUCUCCUAAGAGAAAUGGAGCCCAAUGAUUUACAGGAGGCAGAGUGGUACUGGGCUGACAUAUCAAGGGAGGAGGUGAACGAAAUACUCCACGGCAUGCCUGAUGGUGCUUUCCUGGUCCGAAAUGCCUCCUGCAAGCGGCAGGGAGAAUAUACAUUAACUGUUAGGAACAAUGGCACCAACAAACUCAUCAGGAUCCACCAUCAAGAUGGGAAAUUUGGCUUCUCUGAGCCUCUGACCUUCAGCUCAGUGCCGGAGCUGAUAUCUUACUACAGGCAUCGGAGCUUAGUCCAGUACAACAGCUCCCUGGAUGUCACGCUGGCUUAUCCCGUGUCCCACUGUGACCCACUUCGUACCUUUUCAGAUCUGCCUGUGAAGGAAGAGUUUUUGAGUGCAACCAGAGAGAAACUCCAAGAAUGUUUAAGACUGUUUCAGAAGACGGCCGAGUAUGACCAGCUCUAUGAUGCUUGCACUACGCUAUUACAGGAAAUCCAAAGGAGAAAUACAUUUGAGGCCGUCAGUCUGACCGAGAUCUCUAAAGAGCAGUGUUAUUCUCAAGAGAACUCUUGCAAGGAUUUCCAAGACCCAGUCCAGAGUGAGCUGAAAGAGUCUGAAUAUGAGGUGAAAGAGGAGGAGGAGAAGAGUGUGGAGCUCCUGGAGGAAGAGAGCUGGUUUGUGGGGGAUCUCGGUCGACGGCAGGCAGAGGAGCUUCUCCAGGGGAAGCCGUCUGGAGCUUUCCUCAUCCGCAACAGCAGCACCAAGGACUGUUACGCCUGCUCUGUGGUGGUCGGCAGCCAGGUGAGGCACUGCGUGAUUCGCCAUACGGAGCGCGGCUUCGGGUUCGUCGAACCGUUCGAUCUCCACAAGUCUCUGAAGGAUCUGGUCAUGCACUACCAUCACACCUCGCUGGCACAGCACAACCAGGCUCUGGACGUCCGGCUCGCGUAUCCAGUCCACAUGUCCAGCUGAAUCCACUGGCCUCCUGCCGGAGAUGAUCUGCACUAAGACUGAAGGAGACUUCGCCCUAGUUGGCGCGCGUCCCUUGAUUUUAGCAUUUGAACAGUGUACAUGUGCAAAGAUCGGAAGCGACUGUCAAGCGGUUUGUUUGUAUAUUGCACUUCCCAAAGCAUUCCUCACGGUCAUAAAGAUACUCCAGUACUUGAACAAGUGUUGAAUGAGCCCUUUGUAGACAUGUUUACAGACACUCACAAAAACGUCAGAAUUCGUUUUUAAGGGUUUCGUAAUACAGUCAUGCUCUUUUAAGCAAACAGAUGCAGUAGUAGUUUUUGUGGGGAUGAAUGAUUAUAAU